This is a messenger RNA of Malaclemys terrapin pileata, 6567 nucleotides long. It is a transcript of the gene SCHIP1, whose product is annotated as schwannomin interacting protein 1. Gene Ontology annotation, cellular component: plasma membrane; cell junction. The record is from RefSeq and is a predicted model, not a curated record. NCBI's taxonomy places the organism in Eukaryota, Metazoa, Chordata, Testudines, Emydidae. Gene Ontology annotation, biological process: positive regulation of hippo signaling. The transcript has 8 exons. Bases 215 to 1540 code for a protein of 441 amino acids.
GCUGCCGGCCGAGCUCCCUCCCGCACCCCCUGUUUCGCUGCGCUGCCGGCGGCUCCCCGGCUCAGCAGCUGGACGCGGCAGCCGGGACGUUACCACCGCUGCCGCCAGAGGGGACAGUGGCUGAGCUAUGGGGCCAGCCGCCUCCUGACCACACCAUGGAGCCCUAACGAAGGCGUCUGCCCCUCCCCUCCCGGGGGAUUACCGCGAGGAUGGGAUGGAUUUAGGAAGCGACGCGUGCAGCAGCCGCUCCAGCUCCGAGUCCAGCUCCAGCAAAGUCACCCCUUGCUCGGAGUGCAAAUCCUCCCCCUCCCCCAGCAGCCUGGACUUGGCGGCCCUGGAGGACUCGGAGGAGGAGGAGGAUUACCUGGGGUACGGAAGGAAGGGCACUGCCGCGUGGGAGGAGGACGGGCUCAGCACCGCCGGCUGCGAUGCCAAGGCUGCCAAGCGAAGGAGUUUGGCGGAGGAGCUGGAGGAUGUGAGACGCACCAGCGCCUCCAACACCAUGCCGCCCCCCGCCCCCAACGGCAACCCCCCGCCCCAGGACCUCCGGCAGAACGGCAACGUGGUGCCCCCCAGCCGCAGGACGGGACACCGCGGGGCAGGAGGGCGCAAAGCCCAUCCCCAGAAAGCCCAGCCGGCUAUGGGGAGGCUCCGCGGUGGAGGGGGGGUCGCCCCCGGGCACCCCUUGGACAGCUCCGCGGGGGGCACUUGGCUGAAAGAGCAGGACCCUCAGCUCCCGACUAUGGACUGGGAGGCUUUGGAGAAACACCUGGCAGGGUUACAGUUUCGGGAACAGGAGGUACGAAACCAGAGCCAGAAAACAAACUACACCUCAGCUCAGAAAAAUGAGAGAGAGUCUAUCAGGCAGAAAUUGGCACUUGGAAGUUUCUUUGAUGAUGGCCCAGGAAUUUAUACCAGCUGUAGCAAAAGUGGCAAGCCAAGCCUUUCUUCUCGGCUACAAAGUGGGAUGAACCUGCAGAUUUGUUUUGUAAAUGACAGUGGUAGUGACAAGGAUAGCGAUGCCGAUGACAGCAAGACUGAAACAAGCUUGGAUACACCUUUGUCUCCAAUGAGCAAGCAAAGCUCCUCCUACUCUGAUAGAGACACUACUGAAGAGGAAUCCGAAUCCCUAGAUGACAUGGAUUUUCUCACUAGACAAAAGAAACUGCAAGCUGAAGCCAAAAUGGCUUUGGCUAUGGCAAAACCAAUGGCCAAAAUGCAAGUGGAGGUGGAAAAGCAGAACAGGAAAAAAUCCCCCGUAGCUGAUCUUCUGCCACAUAUGCCUCAUAUAAGUGAAUGCUUGAUGAAAAGAAGUUUAAAACCCACUGACCUGAGAGAUAUGACUAUUGGGCAGCUACAAGUGAUAGUCAAUGAUCUCCACUCACAAAUAGAAAGCUUGAAUGAAGAAUUGGUGCAGCUGCUUCUUAUUCGAGAUGAAUUGCACACAGAGCAGGAUGCAAUGCUGGUAGACAUUGAAGACUUGACCAGACAUGCUGAAAGUCAGCAGAAGCACAUGGCAGAGAAAAUGCCAGCAAAAUAAAGCAAGAAGCCAUCAGAAUACGCUAGCAUUUAUUUUGCUUCUGUGGUUGUACAAAUGCUGAUGCUCAAGGUGGCGCACAAGAAAAUGAGUGUUAGUCAUUGAUAAUGUCUGAAGCUUUAUGUCCAGUGAUUGGCCUCUGCUCCUUAAUUUAUUUUAAUUUUUUAUUUGUGCCACUAAAUAUCAGGCAUUUUAAUAAUAUUAUUACAAAAAUGUACAGUACUUAUAACAUUACAAACCAUGGAUAAGAAAAAAAGGUAGUUUACCUUUAUUUUUGUUUGUUUAGAGAUUUUAAGUUGAACAGUAUUUUACCAUUGACUACUUUUUAUUCUUCACUGUAGUUUUAAACAAAGAAACUGUAAUUGACGGUGCUAUACAAGUAAAAAGAAAAAAAAAAAAAUGCCUGCCUCAUAGUGAAAUUGUAGCGUUCAGUAAUAUGUAUAUUUUAAUCAGUUUUCAACAUUUUGUGAAUGUUGACUACCUGACAUUCAUUUUUAAAUGUGCUAUUAACAUUCAGUUGGAUUCAGAGAGUUACCUUGAAAGUUUUAUGUAUAAAUAUGUAAAAUAAAAUUUAAAAUUUUGUUUCAUAUGAUGUCUUUUUGUUGACUAGUGGUUGACUUAGGUGUUGCACCAGUAAUAUAUUCAUCCUACUAAAUGUGCAAUUCCUAAUUUCUCAUCACCAGAAAGAGCUUUUUUUGCAUAUUGCAUUUUACAAAAAAAAAAAAAAGAGAGAGAGAGAGAAAGGAGACAAGACCAGAUUUUUGUAGAUCUAUUUAUUUGUAAGUUCAUAAAGUAUAUGUGACAUGGACUUAGGAUAUUCUUAUAUAUAGUAUUCACUGGGAAUCCUAAUAUCAUGACUGUUGUUAGAAUCAGCAGGCACAUACAGUAGAUGUUUUUAUAUUUUAAUGUCUGUGGCUAAAUAUUCAAAUAACUCACCAACUGUCAAAAAUAUAAAUGUGUCAAAAUCUUAACACACUAAAUGUAUCAUGUAUGGUAAUUAACCACUUCACUACCUUUUGGCUGAGAUCACAGUGUCUUCACUUCGCUUCUCGGCUCUCUGAGCUGUGGCGCAAACCUAGUAUCUGCUACAUUUGUCUGGGCACCAAGGACUGACUAGAUAACCAAAUAAUUCUCUUCAGUCUUUGAUUUCUUUGAUUUCAUGCUGACAUACCAGGUCAACCUAUCUUUUCCUAGUACUAGAUAGCUGUAGCCAGCAGCUGAAAUAUACAUUAUGCAAAACAGGUUAUCUUUUACAUUUUGCUUUAUUUUUUCUCUGAGGUGUGACAAAUUUAUCUUGAGCAAGGUUAUGGCUAACGAAUUAUUCAGGAUGCUUUAACAGAGCCAUAUGUUACAUUAAAAUUUCACCUCACAUGAAGAAUGUAUUUUAUAAAAUUAUUUAUUUACAUUUGUUUUGUAUCAGCAAUUAUGCAGUCCAUAAAUGAGGCACAAAAACGCUGCGGAGUUUGGUAGUUUUUUUUUUUUUAACAGAGCUCUACUAUGUUGUAAGAAACUUCUCUUUGUGGCAUAGGUGUAGUCUUCACGUGCCAGAUGGCAUUUGCUUUAGUAGGGAGUAGAUGGAUCACACUUUCUAGCACUGAUGUACAUUCUGUAUUUUAUUAUUAGAAAAUAUUUGCUGCUCUGCAGCUUUUCAAGAGGGAAGUGUUCACAGUUUUUCCUUUAAGUCUGGCAGGAAGAAUGUCAUUGCUCUGAAUUUGCCACUACAGUUUUGUACUAAGUUGAAGUUAGCACAGGGGUUCUCAAACUAAUCUGCGGAUCCCUUCAGGAGGCAUGUCAUGCUAGUGAAGCAUCUGUCAGUUUCCAGUUGGUGAUGUUCCCUGAUGUUUGUAGUCCUGUCCAGGACUUUAUUUUUAAACUGAAUAAAUGAAGCACACAUGGCUGCAUCAGGAUGCUCUCUGUCUGGUGUUGCUCUGGGUUCAAAUAUAGAGAUGACACCUAAAGUGGAGAGAUAGUAAACACACAGGCAGAUAUGACCAGAGUGCAGAUGAAAGCAGGUGCGGAAAGGCACCAAGGAGAGAUUUAGUACUACUAAGCGGAGGGUGGGAUUUUCAGAAGUGCUCAGUGUUGAUAUAACUGCUCCCACUAACUUCAGUGGAGCAGUUAGGCUAGCACUGUGUGCUUUUGAAAAUCCCACCUGUAAACUCCUUCUGUGCAUCCAGAGAUAGGGAGUAAAUAGCACAUGAAAAAAAUGUGGGAGUGUACUAAGAAGUUGAUUUUCAUUCUGUCUCCUUAAUACUGUUCUGAGACUAGUUUUGCAAGUAACCAAAACUUGAAUUGGGAUUAGGAAAUUGGAAGGGGGAAGUGUCCAGGAAAGAGCUCAUCUCUAUUUUAAGAAGUGAUCCAUAGCAUGUACAGAGUUUGAGAACCGCUGAGCUAGCCUAUAGAAUACAUAUAAAACAGGAAUGUAAAAUUAAGAUUAUUUAUUUUGCUUUCUUCGAAUCUAUGCAGAAAAAAUAUUUUGGAUGUUAUUUCCCUGUAUCUCUUGGUUGUCUUGACAUUGUGUGCGCACUGUGGUUUCAACUAUUUUUAUAUUUCUGCUUUGUAAAGUUCCAUGUCUUCAGUGCUCUAAGGCCAAAACUGUCAAAUUUGGAGACCAGAAUUAGGCACAUAAAUGUAGAUACCUAUUUAUGUGGCCUGUUUUUCAGAAGUGUUGAGCACCUGCAGUUUCUGUUAAAGACAUUGGAGUUGUUGAUGCUCAGCAUUUCUGAAAAUCGGGCCAUUUAUUUGUGUGCCUAACUGUGGAUUUGUCUUGGAGGCCCCAAAUUUGAAAACUUUGGGCUAAGCUAAAUAAAAUAAAAUAAAAUCCUGGUAUGCUCUAGGUGUGUGUGAUAACAUACAGUAAUAAAGUUACAAUAGUAACACCUCUCUCACAUACCUUCAUCUCUGAUAAAGACUUUCAGAUUAUAGAACACUACUGAGAUGCUAUAAUAAAUGAAUAUGUGCAAUGGAGACAAAUAUGUCUCAUGAAUAGUGUCAUUGGAUGAACCUCAAGGCCCAACUGAACAUGUCUGGCAGUUCGACUGCAAGUGCUGCUGUGUUCUAUGAGAAGCUGUACCUUCAGUCAUUAUGUAUUGAUUUAUUAUAAAGAAUUAAUUUCCUGCUAAGUAUAGCACUGAAGAUUUAAUGGGGUCCCUUCCUGCAAUAUGCAGACACAAAUCCUAUUAAAAAUAAUUGGAGUCCCAAGCCUGUAUCAAAGCAAGAAUAUAUCCCUAAAAGUGAUUUGCUGUUCAAUCCAUUUGUUAGAGAACAGUGAACACCCACAACAGUGGUUAGACCCAAAUGCUCCAUAAAGGGACAGUUUUUCCAUGAAGUACUAGAAAAUACAUUAUUAGAAGCAAUCCUGGCCCUUGCACGUGAAUGAAUAGAUAAGUCAAUAGGCCUUUUUCAUCUCUGAUUCACCCCAUCCCUGCAAAGAGCAUCAGUCUUCUUGGCUUUCAAAGGUGCAAAGUUCUAUGCUCUGUGUUCAGGCUCAGAUCUUCCUGUCUGAAUGAGUCCCUCUCCCCAUUCUCACCCAGAAUUGGGGCAUGGGGAAGAUAGCUGCAGAUAUGGCACAAUCUUUGGUCUGCACAAAGAGCCCUUUGUGGAAACAGGGAUUCAUGUAGAGGGUGGGAGUGCCAGAUGCAUCCACCCUCUCCCACCAAAUGGCAGGAAAUGGGCUCAAAAGUUAAUACAGCCAAAGGCUGCAAAUCUCCUACAAUGGUUGUUCCAAGGAUAUGAAAGUAUGGGCUGUGUCUGUCAGCAUAUGAAGCCACGCUAUCUAGGGACAGGAUGAGGGGGCCCUAAACCUGAAGUUAUGGAAAGGCCUUUGCAUGGUUGGCUAUGACAUCCAGUCAGCCACUAGAGAUCACAGAUUCUGGCAGUCAGUCACCAUCCCCAACCUCCAUUUAUUCUGCUGGUCAACAAAUCCUGCCCCCAUCUCCUAAACCCGAUAAUCUUGGGAAAGUGCAAGGUAGCCUUUGUGAUGUUUCCCACAUUUCCCCCACACACCUCAGUUCCCGCUGCAGGUUUUUAAAAGAAGGGGCAGCCAGAUCUGAGUUAUUUUUUUGCUCAAUGCUCACUUAGAAAAUCCCCCUUGACUACAGAAAAGGGACAAAUUCAGCCCUCAUAUGCUUGCCUGCAUGUAGCUCCCAUUAAAUACACACAAUCCAUACCACUCAUGAAUCCAAGGGGAGGAUUUGGAAAACAUCUAAAGAGCCUUCCUCCAAAUAUGUGGUCCAGCAUAGCAAUCAGGACUGCAAUAGAUAAUUUAACUUGUACAGCUCUGCACAACAGCCAUUCAUUUAACAGCACAGCAUGGCCAAGCAUGCAGGCAUCUGCUCCAUUUUAUUUGUUUUGGUUCAUUGCUGUGAAAUAAUUGGGACAGAGGUGAGCAAUAGGCCCAUCAUGAAUGAGGAAUAAUGCAUUGUUUCAGGCAAGCAAAGAAUCACCAGUCCCAGGCCCAAUGGUAUAUAAGCAACUGAGUGCAGCAGUUGGCUCAUAUUUAUGAUCCAGCGAGCUAGGGCCUGAUUCUCUUCUCAUUUUCUCUGGUAUAAAUCUGGGAUAAUGCCAUUGAGAUCAGUGCCAAACAGACACAAGUGAGAGGAGAACUGGGCCAUGACCAUACAGUCCAAAUGCCAGGAAACCUUUGCCAGUGCUGUCAGAGCAGACAACAGUUGUGGCAAGAUACAUUUGCUUCUAUCCAAAUGGCUUGUGGGACACUAAAGACUUAUAACACCGCCUGCAUAUUAAGGGCCAUUUUCUGAUCUCAGACAUACCCUACUCUCCAUUAGUUUCUAUGGAGUUAUGCUGUCUUUACAGUGAGGGAGGAGAGAUCAGAAUCUGGCCUUUGGUCCUCUCUAGAUUUCAGGGCACUUGAGACAGGAAGCCUAGACAAAUUGGAGUUUGUUAACAUGAUAAGUGCCUUUAACUUGAUAAUGAAAAGUAGUGACAUGUUUAGUCAAUUAACCUGCUGUUUAUUGUAACCAAUAUUUUUCCUGUUACAUCUUUAGAAGUUUGUUUCUUUUUUCUUUUUU